UGACUUUCAAAUACUGUUUUUCUAAAAAAAAAUUAUUAUCAGUUCAAUUAUAUUUUUCAUAUACUCUCAUUUUCAGACAUUUAUUUCUCUCAGUCUUACAAUAUAAGUUUCAUUCUUUCGAUCGAUAAGUUUGUCCAGUCCUUCUCCACAGCUCACGCCAUGGAGUCUUCUUCUUCUUCUUCACUAAAAUGUUCUGCACUUGGGAAGCUUGUGUUGAGCUCUGGUCUCUUACACAGCUCAUGGAGUAAGAUCUCGGAGAUACAUAAAUCACCCUACUCGAAUCAAGAUUCAGGUCUUGGAAUCAAGAUUUACCGAGAAGAGAAAUUCACACUUGUGGUUUUUGUCGCACCACCGAUUUUCACAAGUAGCUCUGAUUCUACUCUUCUUCCUGGGAAAGAAAAUGAAAAUCCGUUUCCAUUCCUCUGCUCCGAGAUUAACCCAUCAUUCUCUCUUCACACACCUGCUUUAAACCUUUUUACCUCUGCUUAUAAAAGUCUCACCAACCUCCAAUCAGAGUUGCUUCAAACGCUUAAGUCUGAGAAACCGGUGAUCAUCACUGGAGCUUCGUUAGGAGGGUCCGUUGCAUCUCUCUAUACGCUAUGGCUUCUAGAUACCAUCGACCCGAAGUUAAAACGUCCCUUAUGCAUCACAUUUGGCUCGCCAUUGAUCGGAGACGUUUCUCUUCAAGAGAUUCUUGAGAAUUCUGUGAGGAAUUCAUGUUUCCUUCACGUGGUGGCAGCAGCACAAACUCGCUUCAAGUCGGAUUUCUUCAAACCUUUUGGAACGUUUUUGAUCUGUUUUGACUCCGGAUGUGUUUGCAUCGAGGACCCUGAGGCGGUCACAGAGUUGCUAAACGGUGUUCAUGAUUCGGAACAAGUAGACUACGGCCAAGUUCUACGUCGUCUGGACCAAUCCAUGUUGUCUAUAGCGGAUUCAACAUUCGUCCCUGAAGCUGUUAUCAAAGGAAUGGAGAAACGUGCGGAAAUGAAAGAUCUGCGCUUUGAUAUGUUUAAAAAAUUAAACGACAUGAAGAUAUCGAUGGCGUAUAUAGAGUGGUACAAAAAGGAAUGCAGGAAGGUCAAGAUCGGUUACUACGAUCGGUUCAAGACUCAACACGCGUUUCCGUCUUCGGAGUUCGAUAUAAAAAUCAAGAAUCACAAAUUAGAGCUAAACCGUUACUGGAGAUCAGUGGUUGAAGAAGUAGAGAAGAAGCCACAGAGCGAUAUAUCGAUUCUCAAGAGACGGUUUCUAUACUCUGGGAACAAUUACAGACGGAUGAUUGAACCGCUCGAUAUUGCUGAAUAUUACCUCGAGGGUGGGAAAGAGUAUCGAACCUCGGGAAGGUCUCGCCAAUAUGUUAUGCUCGAGAAAUGGUUUGGAAUGGAAUUGAUAGAAAAGGAAAGACGCCAAAACAGAGAUUUGAGUGAUCUUUUAACGUUUGAUUCUUGUUUUUGGGCUGAAGUUGAGGAUUCGAUGAUUGUAAUUAAUCAGCUGAAUACAACCGUGGGGAUGAGUGACGAUGCGAGAGAAGCACUGACCAGAAAACUCGUGAAGUUUAAGGAAUACGUGUGGGAGAUGAUCAGAAAACGUGAGGUUUCGCCGGAGAUUUUCUUAGAGAAAAGCAGUUUCAUGAAGUGGUGGAAAGAGUACAAAAAGAUCAAAGGCUCUAAUUCUCCACCUUCAUACUUCACCGAGUAUAUGAACACCGGGAAGUACGAGAGUUAUGGUAAGCCACAAUAAUGGAAAAGUUAGUAACUUAUCUACAUUUCAGGUUACUUAUGCGUGAUUGUUAUUGUUCAUUCGAUGAAACUUCUAACCAUUACGUACUAUAAGAAAGCAAAAGACAAAACUAGAAUUUAGUUGAUACGUACGUCAUUGUGAGAAUGUUAAAAGUGAAAUAAAAUAAAGUUAUUAAUGUGU
This is a messenger RNA of Arabidopsis lyrata subsp. lyrata, 1920 nucleotides long. Its product is annotated as senescence-associated carboxylesterase 101. NCBI's taxonomy places the organism in Eukaryota, Viridiplantae, Streptophyta, Magnoliopsida, Brassicales, Brassicaceae. The transcript has 3 exons. Gene Ontology annotation, biological process: defense response; lipid metabolic process. Bases 160 to 1740 code for a protein of 526 amino acids. Gene Ontology annotation, molecular function: carboxylic ester hydrolase activity. The record is from RefSeq and is a predicted model, not a curated record.